Toxoplasma gondii ME49 is the source of this 3264-nucleotide messenger RNA. RefSeq names its product transporter, major facilitator family protein. Gene Ontology annotation, molecular function: transmembrane transporter activity. NCBI's taxonomy places the organism in Eukaryota, Apicomplexa, Conoidasida, Eucoccidiorida, Sarcocystidae. The transcript is spliced from 11 exons. Bases 524 to 2434 code for a protein of 636 amino acids. The record is from RefSeq and is a predicted model, not a curated record. Gene Ontology annotation, biological process: transmembrane transport.
GUUCUACGGAGCUCGCGCAGCUGAGGACGUCAGUCCUCCCUCCGUCCAGUGGCGACGCAUAACUCACGCUCUCACGACAAAAUCUGCGCUCUGCAUGCGGAUUCCUGCCCGCGCCGAAACGUGAUUUUCUCGCGCGUUUUCUGCUGAAAACUUGACACCUAGGCUUUCUUCGAUCCAUGCCUCGAAACGUACACUGGUGUCUCUUCCGCGGACGUUUCUUAUCACCCAGUCUCCCCCCACGAUCUGGCGAGGCCUCAGACAACUGGCGACAAGUCGCCUUCGCAUCUCUCGUACGUCGAGAGAACGAUUUUCCUCUUUACUGAACUCUCUCUCCCAUACUCGGGCUCGUCCACCGUCUCCUUUGUCUCCUUCGCUCCUGCCUCCUUUGUCUCCGUGGCUCCCUUCUUUUCUCUCCUCUUCUCCCGCCUCUCUUCCUUCUCUUUCCUUUGCAUCCUCUCCUUCGUCUCCUUCUCCUUCGUCUCCUUCUCCUCCGCGUCUGGCAUCUUCGCUUUCUUCGUCUCGAAUGAGACCUCGCAGACUCUCUGGGGGGUGCGAAGCCCCCGAGUCUUUCUCCGGACCUCCCGAAGGUCCGGCGACGGCUGUUUCCGACGCGCCUUCAUCUGUCUCUGCCUUGACGCGCUCGACUUCUGCUCCGCAGCGCGCCGACCUCUCUCGUUAUCCUUCUUCGGCAGCGCGAGGCUCAAAGGACGAUGGGCUGCGCGAGAGAAGACCGCGAGAGGCAGACACAAACGUCAGAGACGAACCUGCAGAUUCCAAACACACAUGGCCUGGCAGCGAAGGCGCCGAUGCCGGGGCGGAAGCGCGAGGCGCCGUCUGCCCGUCGCCUGUGGCUGCAUACAGAAAGAGGCACAGCCGGAGCAGCGACAGAGGCCACAAGACACUCGCCGGGACAGACGGACAAACCAAAGAAAUGGCGAAAACGAGACGCAGCUUCUUCCUGAGUUUCCUCGAUCGAGAAGGCGAGGAGCCGCUCCACAUCAACGUCUAUCUCAUGCUCUACUUCCGUGUGGUGAACUCCAUUUCCUAUGCCGCGAGAGCCGCUGCGAUCUUCGACGCUUAUCUGCACAUGCGAUUCGGCGGCAAUCGAGCUAUUGGAACGCUUGUCUCCUUCAGUGGCCUCGUGACGAUUGUCGUGGCGCCUCUGGCAGGCGUGGCGGCUGAUCGCUUCAAGUCGCGGCGAUGUUUCUUUCUCCGUUGUUCUGCUCUCUUCGGCUUUGCAUGCAUCUACGUGAACUGGCUAGCUGUGAGCGGCGACAACUUUUCUCUCUUCAUUCUCAACACCUUCAUGUGGAAGGCCUGGUGGGAGUUCGUCACCGUCUGCACAGAGGCGCUCUUCAACGACUGCAUUCCUCCCGGAAGACGAAGCGAGCUGUAUGUGUAUCGACGAAUCGCAGCAACUCUCGCAAACGGCGUCGGACCUCUUUUCUCUCUGGCGGUGUUUCUUCUCGAAGGCAAUGCGUGGAGUCUCCCAGUGCUUCACAGCGUCCUCCAUGUCGGGCUCAUUCUCACAGUGCCUCAGAUGGUGCUGCUGUGGGUGUGGCGGGAUGUACCUUCUGGUCUCUCGGAGUGCAUGCAUCUGCGCGGGAAGGAAGAGCAGCAAGACUUUGUCUCGGAGGACGGAGGUCGAGGCCGCGAGGAGCGCGAGGCGCCGGCGUCCAGAACGUCACCAGCGAAUUCCACUGUGCUGCAGCGCAGGCAGGGAGCUCGACGCUCGAAAGAGGCAAACAGGCAAGAGGCCUGCCGCCGAGCAGCUGUGCCCUGGCUCGUGUUUGUCUCGCAUUUCGUCACGUUUUGUGGAGCAGGAAUGACAGUGAAGUAUUUUCCUUUGUUUUUUAAGUCGGAGUACCAGUUCCAGCCUACGCAGACGUGUCUGCUCUCCUCUGUCUACACACUGUUCAUCGCCUUCUUCACGUACGUUAUUCAACAUUUCGCUGCCUAUCUCGGCCGUCCCCAGGCGUCUCUUCUCUUUACUGGCUUAGGCAUUUGCUGCCUCUUUCUGCUCUCCGCCUUCCAUUACCUGCCUCUUGUCAUCGUCUUCUACCUCUUCAGAGGCGCCCUGCAAAACGCGUCGACUCCGAUUGAUCGGUCUUUGUUGAUGGAUUUCAUCGACUCUAAACACGUCGGGAAGUGGAGUGCGAUGCAGUCUGUGGCCACGAUGACGUGGUCUCUCUCAGCUCUAGUCGGCGGCUACAUUGCUGACCGUGUCUCCUACAGGCAGACGUUUGUGAUCACAGGGUGCGUGUACAUCCUGGCGGAACUGAUUUACCUCCCUCUACUUUGGCUGGUACCAGCCCACCUGGACUCGGCGAGAAAUCGCCCUCUUGCCAAGAGAAAAGCUAAGAGCGUGGAGAGGCUGGAGGCCGAGAAACUCGAGAUCGAGGUGUCCGAUGGAGAGGCAAACUGCCCUGCCUAGGUUCUUUCUUGAAACAUGCUGCUUUCUGUCAGCUAGAGGAACCUUUGCGAAAGUGCAGAGCGUAAAAAGAACCUGAGAGCUCGCAGGCGGGGACAGUGUUGCGCAGUGUGGCAUGCAGUGGGGAAGAACACAACAAAGGCAGAACUCCCAGAUACCCAGGGCUGGGCGCUGUGAAUGCGAGACUCCUCGAGAGGCAUGCGUUUUCGUCUCGCGGAUUCUGUGUAUACAGAGACAAGCGAUCAGAAAACUUGUGGAAAGCUAGUAGAGGGAGAAGGAAAAUGGAGACAAAACAGUUGGAAGCAAGAGGUUAAGCGAAGUAAACAAGGCAGAAGUUAGGUGUGUGGCAGUGGAAAGACGUGUUAGAAAACCCGCAUCAGGAUGAGAAGGCGAAAGUAGAAAGAAAUGGCGACGAAAGUGGUGCGAUGUCGCUAUUGAAACUCCCCAGUCAGUGGCGAAUUUUGUGAAUUGAUGUUGCACCUGAAACUUCAGAAUUUGGCCUACAGCCUUGGUUUCUUUUGAAAAAAACAACUCGGCUGGUCUAGGCACCCGCCUAGUUUCUUCUGGAAAACGCUUAGCCCGCUGUAACACAAAGCGUGAAAUGAAGACGUUCGGGGUUCGUGAUUCGAUGUCUGUGGGUUUUUUUCCCGUCAAACGAACGCCAGGGAAACAGGUUGUGUGUGUCCGAUCGAAACGUGCAUGAUCUGAUUUCUAGAGAGCUGCAAACAAUCGGACUGCAUCGCUUCGCAGGAAUGUUUGCGUCAGCUGAAACUCGAGAAACGUUUGGCUUGCCCAUGGGGAAGAGCUUUUAUUCUAAGUGAGAUACGUGGCCC